CCUACCGUGAUUGCGAACACUUACUUUUUCAGUUUCCCAAUGGAAUUAAUGCCUUAACAGCUUUUGAAGUGGAAAACCUUUCCGAAAUUACCAGUGAAAAUAGCGUUCCCCCGUGUUUCCCUGUAAACCGUAAAAGUUAUAUUGAUGAAGAGGGUGAUGGCAAAAGAAGUGUGUUCGAAAAAGUAGUUAGUAGUUAGUCCUACCGCGAGGAAAAGAUGGGGAACACGGUUACAAGGGAUGACUUCGAGUGGGUCUAUACGGAGCAACCUCAUUGUAGUCGGAGAAAGCAAAUUCUAGCCAAGCACCCGGAGAUCAAGUCCCUGAUGGGGCCUGACCCCCAACUCAAGUGGGUGGUGACUGCCAUGGUCUUGACCCAGGUGCUCUGCUGCUACCUGGUUCGCGACCUUAGCUGGAAAUGGAUUGUCUUCUGGGCCUACAUGUUCGGUGGCUGCAUCAACCACUCCCUCACACUCGCCAUCCAUGACAUUUCUCACAAUGUGGCCUUUGGCAACAAGCUCGCUAAGCAGAACCGCUACUUUGGCAUCUUUGCCAACCUGCCUAUUGGCGUGCCCUACUCUGUCAGUUUCAAGAAGUACCACGUGGAUCACCACCGGUAUCUGGGUGGCCACGGACUUGAUGUCGAUGUGCCGACCUGUCUGGAAGCACGUCUGUUCAGCUCCCCUGCCCGCAAAGUCCUGUGGCUCAUCCUUCAGCCCCUAUUCUACGCACUGCGCCCCCUGAUGGUUAACCCCAAGCCAGUCGGAAAGCUUGAGAUAUUGAAUUUAACCGUGCAGCUUGCCUUCAACUCUGCCAUAGUUUACCUCUGGGGUCUGAAGCCUCUGGUCUACCUGAUUGCUGGAUCACUGUUGUGUAUGGGACUGCAUCCGAUCUCAGGCCACUUUAUUGCCGAACACUACAUGUACCUGAGUGGGAUUGAGACAUACUCAUACUAUGGGCCACUUAAUUACAUCACGUUUAACGUGGGCUACCACAUGGAGCACCACGACUUCCCCAGCAUCCCCGGCAGCCGACUCCCUCAGGUAAAGAAGAUGGCUCCUGAGUUCUAUGAUGAUCUACCCCAGCAUGACUCAUGGACACGGGUGCUCUGGGACUUUGUGUUUUGUGAUUCAUUGGGACCUUACUCCAGAGUUAAACGCACAUUCCCAUUGGCUAAACAGGAUUAGAGUAAAAGCUCAGUUACAACAAUUACCUUCCACAGGUGUCUCUGAAUAACCAGCUGCCUUAGUUUAUCUAGCUAGUAUUUGCAGUGUGUGUGUGCGUGUGUGUGUGUGUGUGUGUUUGGGAAGGGUUGGGGGUGGGUGGGUGAAGAUACCACCACAGUUUCUGGACAAGGGCACUUCUUUGGGAAGCUACUAUGAGUCAAACUAUGACUGAAUGAGUUCCAGAAUUCUUAAUCUGUGACUCGGAAACUAUUCGCUAGUGUAAUAGCUGCCAGAGAUGUAGUAUUCCAGUUCAAGCGCACACCUAAGACUUUCUUGAAAUAUGCUGCAUGGAGGAGCGGUCCAAGAUCCAAAUUUCAAGGCUCAUCGUUGUUAUCCACUCCAGUGGAGGCUUCGCAAAUAUUGUACUACUCAGUAAUACGUUUUAUGUUUGAGAAAUGAUUGUGUUGAAAUGAAAAUAUAUUUGAGCCCAAAAUAUGAC
Molecule: messenger RNA, 1662 nt
Organism: Esox lucius (northern pike)
Lineage: Eukaryota; Metazoa; Chordata; Actinopteri; Esociformes; Esocidae
Product: sphingolipid delta(4)-desaturase/C4-monooxygenase DES2-like
Exons: 4
Coding region: 216-1184 (322 amino acids)
Biological process (GO): ceramide biosynthetic process
Cellular component (GO): membrane
Molecular function (GO): sphingolipid delta-4 desaturase activity
Source: RefSeq, a predicted model, not a curated record